Lycium barbarum (goji berry) is the source of this 5417-nucleotide messenger RNA. Its product is annotated as glyoxysomal processing protease, glyoxysomal. Gene Ontology annotation, biological process: protein processing. The transcript has 15 exons. Gene Ontology annotation, molecular function: serine-type endopeptidase activity. The record is from RefSeq and is a predicted model, not a curated record. Bases 2957 to 5047 code for a protein of 696 amino acids. Lineage: Eukaryota; Viridiplantae; Streptophyta; Magnoliopsida; Solanales; Solanaceae. Gene Ontology annotation, cellular component: peroxisome.
UCUGAAAAUAAUCUCUUUGUUUCGCAGAAUCUAACUACAUACAAAAACAAGGAACAGACCGAAUAAGGCUAUAGCAAAAGAGACAGAGAUGGAGUCGAAGAUAAGGAUUGGCGGAGCCGUAUGGUCCUUCAGAUGAAGAUUUCUGAAUGAACUACUCUUUGAAAGAAGUCAUCAAAUUAGCAAGAAGAACCUUCAAAGCAUAUGUAAUUGAAACUAACAAACAUACAGUACAAAGUCUGAGGAUAAUUAAAUGCUUAUUCUAAAACCCCACCAGGAACCAGGUGCAAGUAUGUUCUCUGUGAAGUUGUUGCUCUAUUAAAUGUUGGAAGUACCUACACAAACAUAUGCAAGUAGAAUAUGUCUACUCACUGUCGAGCUACAAAUUUUAUCUCAUUUAUAUGUGCAAAUCAGAUAAUAUCACACGAAUUACCUUUCUACACCAAACUUGGUAAGUUCAUAGUUUUCAUGUCCGUGGCUUCAAUUAUUGGAAAACAAAAACUUGCAUUCUUUGAUUGUGCUUCAUUCCUUUUAAUUUGAUUAUGACAGUAAGUUUAUGUUCUUGCAGUUUCACGAUGGACCAGUCGGUCCUUUUAAUUUGAUUAUGACAGUAAGUUUAUGUUCUUGCAGUUUCACGAUAUGACCAGUCAGUAUUUUCUUGAAUAUAAUCAUGCCAAUCAUCAUUAUUUUUUUUUCUUUUCAAUUUUACUUGCUGAAAACUUUGAUCCUAUCUACCUAAAGCUUGGUGCUUGUGCAUUCUUUGUCACAAUUUUUUUCUUUAUGACAUGAUAGCGAUUUUGCUUAAAAGUGUUAGGUCUCUUUUAUUUAAUUAUGUAGCUAAUGGAUAUCACAGAAGAGAUGUCCAGUGAGUAAAGAAGAUUUAAAGAGAAAGGAUAACGACAACAUCUUUAGUAUCAUGAUAUCGCGGAGAAUUGUUUUGUGAAAAGUGGACAAACUCUUUGCUUAUGGGAAAAAGAUGCUAUAUCCUUGGAAGAUAUAUGGUUUACCUGAGUUGUUAUGCUGAAAAAUGGUAAGGAUAAAUUUGUUAGGACAUAAAUCACAAAUAUAAGAUUUAUUCUUUCUUAAAGAGUGGAAAUGGCAGGAACUGAAAUCUUGGGGCAGGCAGGGACUUCCUAAAGCAUGAAGUACAUAUGGAACACCAUGCCAGCUUGAAAUAUGAUGGUGUAUAUAUGGAGAGAAAGAAGUAAAGGAGUUAUUGAAGGAAAAAUCAAAAAAAAAAAAAAAAGAAGAAGAGUUUUUGAAGGAAAAAUCAGCAACACUGAAGAUUAAUUCUUACAACAGCUAUUCACUUUCCUUUGGUGAAAAUUAAAUUGGAUUUUGUAAAUGAAGAGGAAUUCCUACUACCGGUUAUAGAAUCACAAAGUAGCUAGAUAUGGAUCACUUCUUUUGAUUUUUUUUUUUUAGGAGAUAAUUUGGACUCAUAAUCUUUUCUGCUAUUCUAUCUAUAAGACAAUUUCCAUUUCAAAAAAAUAAAAGAAAGUUGAUAGUCCCGAGUGAUGGAUUUUCUACCAGAUAUUGUUCCUAAUUUUUCGGUCUCUAACAAUAUGUGGACUUGAGAUAAUAAGGGGCAUUGACACAUUUGUAUUCUAUAAAAUCAAAAUUGCUUCUCUAUAUUUGUAUACAAGUUGCAGAAGUAUGUAUCCCAGCUCUAUUAUCUUGCCCCUAAUUCGCUUUUACAACCUAUUUAUAUCACCCUAGCCACCUACCUAAAUAGUGGAAUACAUACAAAUUGUCGAAGACCUCAGUUUUUGCCCAUUUUUAUUAUAAGUUCUUUUGAUGAGAUAACUACUAUUCAGAGUUUAUUUUCUUUAUUUAGGUACUUCUGUCUGAUGCUAUAACUUUGCACCGAUUUUCUUGACUUUCAGAAAUUAGGUGUAAAGUUACAGCUUGCUUAUUUCUGUGGAUGGAAGACUUUUUCAUAUGCUUUGCUGCAAAAAAAUAUACCCUAAUGAAAACAAAUGAUCUCUAUAUAUUUUGAGCAAUCUUUUCUCUUCGCAUAACACACUCAUUCUAGAACUUGAUCACUUGUUUUUUAAUUGUUCUUUCCUUCCAAUGUUGUAAAUGAUCGCCAAGAGUAAUCUAAGAAAGGAAAACAACAAAGCAAAUCCCCGGAAAUAAAAAAUGAUUUCGUUGUAAUAAUGGCCGCAUAUAUACUGUUUGAAGAAAUGAUCAGUAAUAAAACAAUAUCAGCUACCAAUAUCAUAGGAAAAUGUUUAGUCUAUAAAUAGAUUGAUCAAUGAAAUGAGAAUAUAAAGUCUACAAUAUAUUACACAUGGUUCAUAUACAUUUGUUUCUAUUAUCUCUCUCCCAUUUUUUUUUUCUUUUUUCUGAAAUGAUCUGCGCAUUGCGCGGAUAUGUAUACUAUUUUUUUUAAAAAUAAAAUAUUAUGUGACAUGAUAUGUCAACUAGAAUCGAAGAACUAUUUUAUGUGUUUUAGCAUAUUAUGAGUAUAAUAGUGAUAAUUUGGGUGAUAUUCUAAUCCUAAUAAAAGUUAUAUUAAAAAGACAAUUCUAAAUACCUUCUAGAAAUUUUGCUCGCCGUCGUUGCCACUCUAGGCAACGUAAUAGAUUCCAAAAAAAAAAAAAAAAGUAAAAACUGGAAAAAGGACAAAUAGUAGUAGAUAUAAAUGUUUAAUUGAAAAAGAGUAGAUAGUCUCGAUUGCCUUGAUUUUCGUGAACCGCAAUCCAACUGCCAUUGUCAGCCCAUAGCUUGCUUGUAACCAUGUUUCGAUUCUCCAAAUUAUUGCUAUAACAUAACUCUGAUUCUUUUAAGCUCCCACUGGGGUUAGCAGACCCCCAAAUUAUCCUUCUUCUAAUGGGUCUUCCUGAAGUCGUCGAUGUUGCUCGCAAUUAUGCCGUCAUGGUCAGAAUUCAAGGCCCCGUAAGCCCCAAAAUUCAUAUAAGACAUUUCUGGGAAGACGACACUAUCAGCAUCUGGGAUGCUUUUGCCUAGUUCCUUUGUUAAUGCUUCGGUGUCUAAGCAGAUUCCGGGUGAAAACAAGUUGCAGUCUAUUGGAGGUCACUUCUUGGUUUUAACUGUUGCUUCUGUUAUUGAGCCAUUUGUUGUGCAACAGGAUAGAGGGAGCAUAUCAAAGGAUAAGCCCAAGCUGAUUCCUGGUGCUCAAAUUGAUAUACUGCGGGAGGGAGAAAAUAGAUUGCAGAAUGAUCUCAAAGUGACUAACAAGGAGGGUUUGAAUUGGCUACCUGCGGAACUCCUAAGAGUGGUUGACAUCCCUGUGUCAUCUGCUGCUGUCCAAUCCCUAAUUGAAGGUUCUUCUAGUUCAAUUGAACAUGGGUGGGAGGUUGGUUGGUCCCUAGCUGCCUAUGGAAAUGCCCAUCAAUCAUUUACUAACACUAAGCGCAGACAGGUUGAGCAAAUUUCCUUCCCAAGUCAAACUCCAAUGGUGGAGGCGCAGUCCAACCUUCCAAGUGUGAUAGGAACAUCGACUACAAGAAUUGCUCUUCUCAGAGUUCCCUCAAAGCCAUAUGAGGACCUGCCUACAUUAAAAGUCUCCCCCUGGAGUAGGAGAGGCGAUCUUCUUCUGGCUAUGGGUUCUCCUUUUGGCAUCUUGUCUCCCAGCCACUUUUCCAAUAGCAUAUCAGUUGGAUCCAUUGCAAACAGCUACCCACCUAGUGCGCUGAAUAAAGCUCUGUUGAUUGCUGACAUCCGUUGUCUCCCUGGAAUGGAAGGAAGCCCAGUGUUAGGGGAACAUGCAGAGCUUAUCGGUGUUCUGUCUCGGCCACUCAGACAAAGGGCUACUGCUGCUGAAAUUCAGAUGGUGAUUCCAUGGGAAGCUAUUACAUCUGCUUGUGGUAGCCUGCUUCAAGAAGAGCCAAAAACUAGGAGAGAGAUCCAUCUUAAUAAUGCAAACUUAGUCAGUGUUGAAAAGGAGUCACCCUCCAAUACUAUUCAGGAUGGACCCACCAAUGAUACUCAAGAGCAUCUCCCAACAGGUCCUGUUCCCCCAUCCUUGAUUGAGAAGGCAAUGGCAUCUAUCUGUCUUAUCACUGUUGAUGAUGGAGCUUGGGCUUCUGGAGUUUUGCUCAACAAGCAGGGUCUUCUUCUUACGAACGCUCAUCUUCUAGAGCCGUGGAGAUUUGGGAAAACAUCUGUAAACGGUUCUGGAUAUAACACCAAAUCUGAUGUAGUUUUCACACCGUCUAAUCAUGAGCAUCCAGGAGAUGAGAAAUUUGACAUUCACCAUAGGAAUAAACAUUUGUUUCAAAAGGAACUAAAAACUCCAAUGUUCUUUGCUGACAAUGAGCGAGGCAGUAGGACCAUUCGUGUUCGCUUGGAUUUUAUGGAUCCUUGGGUAUGGACAAAUGCAAAGGUAGUUCAUGUCUCCAGAGGACCUCUGGAUGUUGCACUACUACAACUUCAACUAGUUCCAGAUGAGCUCUGUCCCAUUACUGUGGACUUCACGUGCCCGUCCCCUGGAUCAAAAGCAUACAUUCUUGGACAUGGGCUAUUUGGACCACGAUGUGACUUCCUUCCAUCUGCUUGUGUGGGUGCAAUAGCUAAAGUAGUUGAAGCAAAUAGGCCUCUGCUCGAUCAAUCAUGUUUAGGAGGACAUUUUCCGGCAAUGCUUGAAACAACGGCUGCUGUACACCCUGGUGGUAGCGGUGGGGCUGUUGUUAAUUCAGAAGGACACAUGAUUGCCCUUGUAACAAGUAAUGCUAGACAUGGUGGAGGGACAGUCAUUCCACAUUUGAACUUCAGCAUUCCAUGUGGAGCUUUAAAGCCCAUCUUCAAGUUUGCUAAAGAUAUGCAGGAUCUAUCACCCUUAGAAUAUCUUGACAAACCAGAUGAACAGCUAUCUUCUGUGUGGGCAUUAACUCCACCUUUAUCUUCUAAGCAAAGUCCCUCUCUGCUUCAUCUACCAAUGCUUCCUCGAGGAGAUAGUAACGAUGAUGCAAAGGGUUCUAAGUUUGCAAAGUUUAUAGCUGACCAGGAGGCCAUGCUAAAGAGUGCAACUCAACUUGGCAAGGUUGAACGUCUUUCUAAUAAACUCGUGCAAAGUAAGUUAUGACAGUGUACCAUUAGUCUCACAAACAAGUCAGACAUAGCAACGAGGCACGACUGCGCUGAUGCCUCAACGACCACGACAACAAAGAUUCACCAAAGAGUCUUGAGUCAUAUGUAUACCAUAGAAGCAUCAUCCAAAGGUGGAUUAUAUACCAUGAUUCGUUGUUGUUACAAAUGAGGUUGCCUGAAUGUGCAACCAGGGAUGAAGAGGUAAAAGACACGAGCUUGUGAUGAAUAAUUGAAAUAGAUUAUAGCUCGACUUGUAUAAUAAACGUCAAUGCGUAUGAUGUUGAUGAUCUAUUCUUUUUUUUUUUUGUAAUUUUUUUUUGGUGAAGGGGUGUAUUUGCAAUGGUUAUGAGGUGGAGUCUUCUAUA